Molecule: messenger RNA, 1633 nt
Organism: Rattus norvegicus (Norway rat)
Lineage: Eukaryota; Metazoa; Chordata; Mammalia; Rodentia; Muridae
Source: RefSeq, a predicted model, not a curated record
AAAAGCAUUGUCAGACAUCUAAGUGAUCUAACUGGGACUAUCUCUACAGGAACCAAAAGGAGCUGACCCACGAUCUCCAGUACCAAGUGCAAUGGGAUCCACAGGACUGUAUUUUUAUGGACACUGUGUUGUUAUGUUCCUCCUUCAGAUGAAUACAGCAAACUCAGAGCUAUUUACAGUGACUGGCUCAGAUGUGCCAGUCUUGGCUUCAUUGGGUGGAAACUUAGAACUCAGUUGUCAGUUGUCUCCACCACAACAAGCCCAGCACAUGGAGAUUCGCUGGUUCCGGAACCUCUAUAGGGAGCCCGUGCACCUAUACAGAGAUGGUAAAGACAUGUUUGGAGAGAUUAUCUCCAAGUAUGUGGAACGGACAGAACUACUAAAAGAUGGGAUUGGAGAAGGGAAAGUGACCCUUAGGAUCUAUAAUGUGACUGUUGAUGAUGAUGGAUUUUACCACUGCGUGUUCAAAGAAGGUGAUUUUUAUGAAGAGCACAUCACAGAGGUCAAGGUCACAGCUAUAAACUUACGGGUACAGAUUCAUGUGCACCCACCUAAUACCAAAGGUGUGAUAGUGGAAUGUCACUCUGGAGGUUGGUUCCCACGGCCUCUCAUGGAAUGGAGAGACAGCAGAGGGGAGGUCAUUCCAGCUGCAUCAAAAUCCCAUUCACAGGGUGGAGACAGACUGUUCAAUAUGAAGAUAUCCCUUCUCAUUAGUGACAGCUCCUUCCAGAAAAUCACUUGCUGCCUUCAGAACCCUCUGACAGGCCAAGAGGGAAGGACAAGUGUUAUCUUAUCAGAUGCAUUUUUUUCAUGGAAUAUAAUUUGGAAAAUGAUUCUGGGUAUAAUAUUAUUUGUGAUGGUGCUCUCCAUCUUGGUUUCUAGUUUUCUCCUACAUCCUGAACAUAACAGGUGUAGGUGUACAUGCGAUGCUCCUUGGGUGACAGGCAUAUUAAUAAUGAUAUCUUCGGUGGUGAUUGUCAUAUCAAUCAUGGGGUAUUUACAUUUGAAACAAAGAGUUCCUGUUUCAGAUGCACAUUUUGAAUUGGACAUUUUGUGGGUGGAAGAUUUAAGUGUAAUCCUGUGUUCACUGAUGGUUUCUGCUACCAUGCUCAUUUCCUAUACAUACUUCAAACUGAGAGAAUUCUGGGGGAAUCCUGCAAAGGAAGGGCAAGGAAAGUAGAAACCAAAGGGGUCAAGGACAUCACAAGAAAACAUACAGAAUCAACUAACCUGGAUUCAUAGAGGCUCAUAAAAACUGAGAUGUCAACCAGGAAGCCUGAAUAGGACUGACCUAGGCCUUCUUCAAAUAUGCUACAGUUGUGUAGCUUGAUCUUCUGGUGAGACUUCUAACAGUGGGAGCAAGGGCAAUCUCUGAAUCUGUUGUCUCCUUUUAGUACUUUUUCCUCCUGCUGGGUCGCUACAUCCAGCCUUAAUAGCAGAGGAGGUGCCCUGUCUUACUGCUACUGAAAAGGCCACGACUAGCUGAUAUUCAUGGAGGCCUGUCCUUUUCUCAAGAAGAUUGGAGGAGGAAUUGAUUGUAGUAGGGGAGUGAGGUAGGGGGAGGGGUGGCUGGGAUGAGAAGAGGUAGGGAAAAUUGGUCUGGAAAAGUAAGCAAAUAAACUAAUUAAAAUGA